Messenger RNA from Stereum hirsutum FP-91666 SS1, 2260 nucleotides. RefSeq lists its product as uncharacterized. Gene Ontology annotation, molecular function: DNA-binding transcription activator activity, RNA polymerase II-specific; transcription cis-regulatory region binding. Lineage: Eukaryota; Fungi; Basidiomycota; Agaricomycetes; Russulales; Stereaceae. The record is from RefSeq and is a predicted model, not a curated record. The transcript has 5 exons. Gene Ontology annotation, cellular component: RNA polymerase II transcription regulator complex. The coding region runs from base 48 to 1811 and encodes 587 amino acids.
UCACACUUUCACCCAACCCUCUAGAACAUCUUAGACGACGACGAGCGAUGCAGGGCUUUGACUCAAUCACCCCCCUCUGGGACUUUUCCCAGUCAGAUCCCUCCCAUUUCGCCAAUCUCGCAGACGACGACUUUCUUGCUAUGCUUUCUAAGCAGUUCGGGACAGACGCAUCUCUCCCCAACCAGUCCCUUGACUCCUUUACGCUCCCAGAAUCUGCCAUAGAUCCAUCCAAACUCACCAACCUUCCCGCUCCUGUCCCUCCCCCGCCCCUUUCAGAUGAUUCUUCUCCCAGUCCACCAUCUAUGAACGACUCUGGCUCUCGUAGGCAGUCUGCCGUCUACGGCGACGAUCGGGAGGAUAGUCUUAAGCGCAAGGCUAGCGACGACGAAGAUUUCGAGGAAGGGCCAAGCCACAAGAAUCCUCACCUUUCUUCUAACAAGAAGUCAACGUCUUCUCGGAGGAAAUCGACCGGCAACCCUGACAAGGAUGAGUCGCGCCUCCUGAAGCGCAAGGAACAAAACCGUGCCGCCCAGCGUGCAUUCAGAGAACGGAAGGAGAAACACGUCAAAGACCUUGAGGACAAAGUCGCAGAGCUCGAGUCGAAGAACGAGAUGUCCCAAACCGAAAACUCGCACCUUCGAGAACUUCUUCGUCGCCUCCAGGACGAGAAUCUUAUACUGAAGCAAUCCACCUUCACGUUCUCUGUUCCAAGACCCUCUGCCGGCGAGAGCCAGAACUUCCAGAACGUCGCCACAACCUCCUUCAACAAUCUCGGUGACAAUGGAUCACAACAUGCCUCAUCCAGCUCAUCGCCGCCUUCGGGCUCGGCGUCGAAGCCGGCGACACCCAAUGUGCCAAACUCCCUCGACGGGCCAUCAACAUUCCCCGCCGAUAUAGACUUCGGCUCGCUGACACCGUUCGAUUCGUCGAUGAUGAACCUUCUCGACGACAACAAUAAUGGUCAAGAGCCCAUGUUGUACGACUUUGGAGGUUUUGGUCAAGGCGUCCCCUCCACUCAGACCGCUUACAAGACCAUCGCCAGCAAUCCUCAAUACAUGUCCUUCGUUGACCCUAUGCCUGAGAACAACCAGACGCUCAGCACAAUCAACAAGCCAGCUUCGUCGAGUUCUUCGAAUAGCGGCCAGAGUCCGUUUGACUUCUUCAACUGGUCAUCGCCUGCACGUUCACAAACGGGCACCUCGACUCAUUCAAGCGGAGGGGGCUCGUUGGAUGAGCUCUUUGGUGGCAAUCUCUUCGGUCAGGCUCAGAGCCCAGUCGACUUCACCGUCCUCAUGAAAAGUCCGUCGCCAUUAUCUGUUAGCCCCGUCAUGCAUCGUUCGCCACCAUCAGCGUCCGCUACUCCAUCGAGCGCCGCAGGCAAUUCACCUCCGACCGACAAACUCUCACACGAGUCGUCGCCAUCAUGUGGCACAGCAUCGGGAGAAUGUCCGAAGACCAAGGCCGAACUCGAGAAGCACAUCUCCACCGCAGGCAGCUCGAUGUUCGCGCCUCCUGCGCCUCCCGAGCCGCCUGCCGUGCGCAAGUCGACGCUUCCGGAGACGGGAGCGCCGAUGAUCAUGUGCAAGGGCGCUACGUUCCCUCCAACGGAGGUAAGCGACGACAAUAUCGAGGUAUUGAGUGCUUGGAGAAGCAUAACUUCACAUCCACAGUUCAAGACUUCGAACGUGGACAUUAACGAACUCUGCUCAGCUUUCACGAGCAAGGCACGGUGCGACGGGACUAAAGUCGUCCUCGAUCAGCAGGGCGUCAAUUCGAUCCUGGAGAGGCUUUCAGGGAAGCCCUCGCCAUAGGGUUUCAUCUGCUUUUUCCGGCCUUUGAUCCCUCGUUUUUAUCGUUGCUUUUUUACUACGGUCUCUUGUAUUCAGGUAGUGACUCGCUUCAUUGCACUCCAUUUUCACAUCUUAUCCCUCAUCGUUCCAGGUUCAGCUGUGCGUUUGUUUGAAAUCCUUCUAUGGCUCCAUCGUUUUGGCCUUGUGGGUCAUCUUAGCAUCGACUCAGUCAUAAACUACUCCUGGCGGAAGCCGUCGAAAAGUUUGCGGUCAAACUCAUAGGACUCGUUUUCGUCUUCGUUGUAUAUCUUUACCUUUCUUCGCCGUUGUAUUGGUACGAAGAUCUUUUCUCCCGUCGCACCGCCAUAGCUGCGUCCGACUCACGACCGAAAUAUCGUUAUCGUGUACACCACAUCACAUCCCCGCCCCACCUCUCUAUCCUUGUCUUCUUUAUUGUUUUCAUUGCCGUC